GUCAAAUAAGUCUCAAAUGCGAUGGCAGGAAACGGAGAAGUUAUUCAGCGUUCUUGCGAGACUCCUGGCUGUGAUAAGGAUGCCAAACUACAGUGUCCAACGUGUAUAAAACUUUCUAUUCCCGGGUCAUUUUUCUGUUCACAGGAAUGCUUUAAAGGGUUCUGGAAUGAUCAUAAGAAAAUUCACAAAAAAGCAAAAGAUGAAUCUGCAAAGAACAGUGGUGAAUACAACCCUUGGCCUGGAUUUAAGUUUACAGGUGUACUCAGACCACACAGAGUAACACCCAAACGUAUGGUUCCUGACACAAUACCCAGACCUGACUAUGCAGAACAUCCAGAAGGUAUACCCAUCAGUGAGAGGCAGAUGAGAGGGUCUACAAACAUAAAGAUUCUGUCAGACGAAGAACAGGAAGACCUUAGAGUCACCUGUAAGUUAGGAAGAGAAGUGUUAGAUAUAGCAGCUGAUGCCACAGCAGUGGGUGUUACUACAGAGGAAAUAGACAGAAUUGUUCACGAGGCCUGUAUUGACAGACAGUGCUACCCAUCUCCACUAAAUUACUACUGCUUCCCCAAGUCAUGUUGUACGUCAGUAAAUGAAGUUAUUUGUCAUGGUAUACCAGACAUGCGGCCGUUAGAAGACGGUGAUAUUAUGAAUGUUGACAUUACUGUAUACCAUAGAGGGUGCCAUGGAGAUCUUAAUGAAACUUUCUUUGUUGGAAAUGUAGAUGAAAAAAGUAAAAAACUGGUGAAAACGACUCAUGAAUGUUUAGCUAUGGCUAUAGCAGAAGUCAAGCCCGGUGUUCGGUACAGAGAGAUGGGAAACAUUAUCCAGAAGCAUGCCCAGGCUCAUGGUUUUUCUGUUGUUAGGAGCUACUGCGGUCACGGCAUUCAUCAAUUAUUCCAUACAGCCCCCAGUGUCCCUCAUUAUGGCAAAAACAAGGCUAUUGGAGUGAUGAAACCUGGACAUUCAUUCACCAUAGAACCAAUGAUAUCAGAAGGUACUUGGCGUGAUGAGAUGUGGCCUGAUAACUGGACAGCUGUCACUCUGGACGGGAAAAGAUCUGCUCAGUUUGAACAUACACUGUUAGUUACAGACAUUGGCUGUGAAGUGUUAACAAGACGCCGCGAGAAAGAUGGACAGCCUCACUUCAUGGACAAGUUAUGAGUUCUCAAAUAUGGAUUUAUAUCUAACAGUUGUUUGUACUUAACAAAGUAUUUUGAUAUGAUUAAAGUGAUAUUAAGGAGAACAGACACCAUGAAACAGCUUCCUGCUUUUAAUGCUUUGUUAGGAUUAAUUCUGGUUAUCUUUUUAAUUUGUGAUCACAUAUUAAGAAUAUCAAAUAAAAGAAAAAGAAA
Saccostrea cuccullata (small rock oyster) is the source of this 1355-nucleotide messenger RNA. Its product is annotated as methionine aminopeptidase 1-like. NCBI's taxonomy places the organism in Eukaryota, Metazoa, Mollusca, Bivalvia, Ostreida, Ostreidae. Gene Ontology annotation, molecular function: metalloaminopeptidase activity. The transcript has 13 exons. Gene Ontology annotation, cellular component: cytosol. The record is from RefSeq and is a predicted model, not a curated record. The coding region runs from base 22 to 1164 and encodes 380 amino acids. Gene Ontology annotation, biological process: proteolysis.